ACCAAUUAAAAAUUCUGCACAUCCGUUUAUAUAGAUUUUGUUUGCUGCUUUCAUCAACGCUUACUAACUUUAUGAUGAAAAAAAUGCUACUCGCUUUUUUAAUCUUUACAACAUUUCAAGGGUAUUCGGCAUUUGCUCAGUUUCCUCUCGAAGCAUAUUGGAACAUUUCAAACUUAAGUUGGAACGUAGACACAUCAGAGUUCCUGUGUCAAUCAAACAAAACUCCCAGUUGUUGCAGCUGUAGUAGUACUUGCUUUUUACAUAAGACAUGCUGCAUUGACAUUUAUUGGAAUAAAAGUGAUCCACUCCCAUUGGUUGACUACAUGAAUAAAAUUGUAAAAAUAUCAAAAGCUGUAAAAGAUACAGUAUGUGAAAGUUUAGCAUUUGUUAAUUUGAACCAAGGUCACGUUAGUAAGAGUUAUAUGAUGGUUCACUCAUGUUUAAAGGAAGCAAAUAUUGAAGAUAAAAAUCAUUGUACCAACAUAAGUACUCAAAACUUAUUCGAAAGUAUUCCAGUCAUAGGAUCUGAUAAUAUGCUUUAUAGAAAUGCUGCAUGCGCAAAAUGUAAUUUUGCAAGUUACCAAACGGUUAAUUUGACAAUACUCUGUAAAAAAAUUGCAUCUAAUAAAAAUUUAAAAACAACUAUGAACCCUGAAAAUAAAAAAAAAUGGUCAGAUAUUUUAGAUAAGUACGAGGUUUGUACUAUCAGUAUAGAGGAAAACAAAGAUAUUGAAAAAUACAUACUUGCAUGUGAUUUAAACUCAAAAACUGACUUUUUAAAUUGUCCUCAUGGAAAUCCGUAUUACGAUUUAUGUAAUUCAUAUUCAGGAAAGCUUUUAAAAAAGUACAAAAAUAUUGACUGCUAUAGAUGUGCUAACAGCAAUUUGGGAGAUCUAAAUAAAGACAACUUUAUAUGCUUAGAACCGACUGAAGGGCUUGACAGUGGAAAUGAUGGGGAGGAAUUUAAUUGGGCUGCGUUAAUUAAUAUCAACGAUGGGUUGAUAGUAAAAAAGUCGUUUGAUUCUAACUCUCCUUCUAAUGGUAAUGAAUGCGAUGAAGGUUAUUACUUCGAUGCAUUUACUGAUGAAUGUGAAAUAAGUGAAAUAAAAAAUAAAAAUGAUAACUUAAAUUCAUCUGAAUCAUUCGGAUUAAAAUGUCACUGGAAUAAUUAUUUGCGCAAUACUGACACAGAAAGUUUUAAUGACUGCUUAUUUUCUCAACAACCCGCGUUAUUUGUGCUUGUAAAUAAAACUACUAAUUUCACUGCAGUAAAUGAAAUAUUUUUGGAAACAAUAAACUCCUCCCUCGUCAUCUCUUCAAGUAACUUAAAAAAUAAAAAUUAUAAAAUACUUAGAACAAACGGGGGUUUUACAUUAGAAAAACUACAACCUGUUAAAAAACAUCAAUCAAUUAUUUUCAGUUAUGCAACUUCGGCGUUAAUAUCGUCAAUAAAAAAUCAAAAAAUCACCGAAAUGUAUGGAUUUGAUUUAACAAGAAGCUAUAAAGGGAAAAAAAUUUGUGCGCAACCAGAAACUAUCCAGGUUUUUGAUAAAAACUAUUCUGCAUCAUCUUUCAACUCCGUUCAUUAUAAUAUAACUGAUGAGGAGAUAGUACUCUGGAUUGAUAUUGCACCGUCUGGAAUAGAAAAAAAAUAUAUCAGUUACUGCAAAGUUUUUCAUUUACAACAACAGUGUUCUUACAAUGUAAUUAAAAAUUACACUUUAGAACUGAAUCAAACCAUUUUCUACUACGAUAACGGUAAACGUUAUACUUACCUCCCAAAUGAAUACAUCCCACUUGCAAAUGGUGUUGGAGUAUGUAAAGAUAUCGACAAUAACAUUGCUUUAAAAUGGAAAACUAAAGUUUUGAACGUGGCAAACAUUGUUUCAAAUAUUGUAACAUUAGCAAGUGUACUGUGUUAUUUAAUAAUCAUAAUUGUUUACACGUACUUUCAAGAACUUAGAACAUGGUCGAGUGUGACGUCAACAACGUUAUGUAUAAACUUAUUUUUUGCUGAUUUUACCUUCUUAAUUUCAACUAUAGUCUACAAAAAUAGAAUAUGGUGCGAAGUGUUCUCUAUACUUUUACAUUGGUUUCUAUUGGUAGCAUACCAUAGUCUCCUUAUCUUAGCGCUUGACGUGGCUACUACGUUCGGUUCUUAUAAUCAUCAAUUUUCAAAACGCAAAAAGUUAAUUCAAUACUUUAUUGUAAUUUAUGUUAUACCAUCAAUAUAUUUAUUUAUAAAUGUUACUUUGGAAAAAACCGAUGUUGCGUAUAUAGGCUAUGGAGAUGGAAUUUGCUGGAUUCGAGGAUUUUAUGCGAAGCUUUUCUCUUUUAUAAUUCCAAUCGUAAUUAUUAUUUUAACAUCGUUAAUAUGUUUGUUGUUUACUGUUUAUAAAAUCACAUUGUCAGAAAUAAAAACCAACAAAGUAUUAGGAGAAGGCAGAACAUUUCAAGUGAAUGUUGCUAAGGUAACUUUAAAACUUACAUUAAUACUUGGAGUAAUUGAGUUACUUGGUUUUGUUCAAAUAAGUAAAUCAUCGUUGUCAGAAAGAGAAGAGACCUUUAAUACCAUUGUUGCAGUUAUAUACAUGCUUUUUAGAUCUGCUAAGGGUAUCUUGUUGUUUGGUGCUUAUAUUUGUAUUCAAAAGGUUCAAAAAAUAGUUACAAAAUCUAUUCCGUUCUUUAUAAACAAACGUCAAGGUGCUUACACAAGGGAAGAAAAACAUUCUUUAACAGCUUUAAGCUCAGUAUCAUAAUGAAUAUUCUUUUAAUCAAAAACGUAUACUUACUUUAUAAAAAUAUAACAACGAGGAAUAGAAAAUUGUAUGUAACAAAAACAAAUAUAUACAUUUAUAGAAUUUAUAAAAUUAAUUUUUGAUUAAUUUUUAAGUUCUAUUUUAGUUAUAUUAAAUAAAUUUUUAAUUUCACAUUUCUUGAAGAAAUUU
This is a messenger RNA of Hydra vulgaris (swiftwater hydra), 2948 nucleotides long. RefSeq lists its product as uncharacterized. Gene Ontology annotation, molecular function: G protein-coupled receptor activity. Gene Ontology annotation, cellular component: membrane. The record is from RefSeq and is a predicted model, not a curated record. Lineage: Eukaryota; Metazoa; Cnidaria; Hydrozoa; Anthoathecata; Hydridae. Gene Ontology annotation, biological process: G protein-coupled receptor signaling pathway; cell surface receptor signaling pathway.